ACACAAUUUUUUUCGAGCCAUACCAUACAAAAUAGUCAUCAAUCCAAAAAGGGCAAAAAAUAGCCUUCUUAAUUAUUUCCCUUUCUUUUUUCACAAUAAUAUUUUUUAAAUGGACGGCAAGAAAUUGGAAUACAAAGGCGACGAAGCACUGAAUGAGCUGGAGAGGCUGACGACUAAAGCAGGUGAAGUUCAACAAGAAAUUUUGAGGAAAAUUUUGGAACAGAAUUGUGAUACAGAAUACUUGAAAAAAUAUUUGGGAAACUCAUCAAUAUCAGCAAAAAACGUGGUUCAUUUUAAGAAUCGUGUUCCUGCAAUCUCGUACAAGGAUAUUCGUCCUUACAUUGUGAGAAUCGCUAAUGGCGAAGACUCCACUCUAAUCACUGCUCACCCCAUAAUCGAGAUGCUUUGCAGCUCCGGGACAUCGGCCGGAGAGCCCAAGUUGAUGCCGUCGAUAGCGGAAGAUCUCGAUCGCCGCACUUUCGUCUACAAUCUCAUCAUGCCUAUUGUCAACCAACAUGUCUCGGGGCUGGACGAAGGCAAGGCCAUGUACCUAUACUUUGUGAAGGCCGAGAUGUCGACGCCGUGCGGGCUGUCGGCCCGCACGGUGUUGACGAGCUACUACAAGAGCGCUCACUUCACGCGCCGCCCCCACGACCCCUACAACGACUUCACCAGCCCCGACGCCGCCAUCCUCUGCCCCGACAGCAACCAGAGCAUGUACUGCCAGCUACUCGCGGGGCUCGUCCACCGCCGCCGCGUCCUCCGCCUCGGCGCCGUCUUCGCCUCCGCCCUCCUCCGCGCCAUCUCCUUCCUCGAGCGCCACUGGCGCGACCUCUGCCGCGACAUCCGCGCCGGCGCCCUCGACGCCGCCGUCUCCGACGCGGCGUGCCGCGCCGCCACCCUGCGCCUCCUCGGCGCCCCCGACCCCCGCGCCGCCGACGAGAUCGAGGGCAUCUGCGGCGGCGCGGCGUCGUGGCGCGGCAUCCUCUGCAAGCUCUGGCCCAACGCCAAGUUCAUCGAGGCCGUGGUGACGGGGUCGAUGUCGCAGUACGUGCCGGCUCUCCGGUAUUACAGCGACGGCCGGCUGCCGUUGGUCUGCACGAUGUAUGCCUCGUCGGAAUGCUACUUCGGAGUUAACAUGAAGCCGCUGAGCGAUCCGUCCGAGGUUUCCUUCACGCUGCUGCCCAACAUGGGCUACUUCGAGUUCAUCCCGCUCGGCGAGGACGGCGAGUUGUCCAUAGAUUUUGACGACGAAGACGACGAGGAGACGGCGCCGCCGCCAGUGGAGCUGGUGGAGCUCGUCGAUGUUAAGCUUGGAUGCUACUACGAGCUCGUCGUCACCACGUUUUCCGGGCUCUACCGGUAUCGCAUCGGCGACGUGCUGCAAGUGACCGGAUUCCACAACGAGGCGCCGCAGUUCCGCUUCAUCUGCCGCCGCAACGUCGUCCUCAGCAUCGACAACGACAAGACGAACGAGGAGGAUCUCCACCGCAGCAUCACCGCCGCCGCCCGCCGCCUCCUGGAGCCCCGGCACGCCCUCCUCGUUGAGUACACCAGCUACGCCGACACCUCCUCCAUCCCCGGCCACUACGUCAUCUACUGGGAGAUCAACGAGGACAUCCACCCGCACGCGCCGCCGCUCCCCGCCAACGUCCUGGCGGAGUGCUGCAUCGCCGUGGAGGAGGACCUCGACUACACCUACCGUCGGUGCCGGACGAACGACAAGUCGGUGGGCCCGCUGGAGAUCAGGGUGGUGAAGCCGGGGACGUUCGAGAAGCUGAUGGAUCUGUUCAUCGCGCAGGGCGGCGCGUCGAUCAACCAGUACAAGACGCCGCGGUGCGUCAAGUCGAAGCCGGCGCUGAAGCUUCUGAAUGCUAACGUGCGCGAUUGCUAUUUCAGUCCCAGAGAUCCCGCCUGGAACGCUUGAAAUUGGAGUGGACCAAGGAAAUAAGAUUUGCGAAUUAGGGUUUUCUUAGUACUAUUCUCUGGCCGUUGAUGGCAGGCUUCUUUGCCACGUGUACAUGAUCUAGCGAUCAUGAUCUUGUUGGGCACAAUUUCGCAUCGCAAGAAAUAACAAUUUUGAUUUGUAGCUA
Salvia miltiorrhiza (redroot sage) is the source of this 2093-nucleotide messenger RNA. RefSeq names its product putative indole-3-acetic acid-amido synthetase GH3.9. The record is from RefSeq and is a predicted model, not a curated record. Bases 110 to 1927 code for a protein of 605 amino acids. The transcript is spliced from 4 exons. Gene Ontology annotation, cellular component: cytoplasm. Gene Ontology annotation, molecular function: acid-amino acid ligase activity. Lineage: Eukaryota; Viridiplantae; Streptophyta; Magnoliopsida; Lamiales; Lamiaceae.